GGAACCAAAUGUUUAGGCAAGCACUGGGCUUCAUAGGUUAUAAUAUAUUCAUAAAUAGGACUGGAAUUGAGUUCGGGCCAGCUUGAGGCCCAUCGGAUCAGACCGACAUUAGGUUGAGCUUCAAGCUCGGCCCGAAAGAGUUCAGAUCAGAUUUGAAUCUACGUAUAAAGUCCGUUUAUAUUUCGGACCGAGCUCAGCUAUAUUUUUAGUCCAGCCAGGGCCCAACCUGAGUUCGGCCCGAAUAUCAGCCUGAAGUUCAAUCAAGAUUUUCAGCCCAAGACUCGAACCUAGUUCUUAAUUAUACUUGAUUUCUCCUCUUAAAUCGAAAUAGCCCGACAGCCUGAGCCAAACAGCCUAGUUCUAGACUUCCAUCUUCCCAUUCCUCCAAUUCAAUGCCCCGGCCGUGGUCUGUAUCCAUCCAUUGGAGGAUGCUGUCUUUCAUCUUCCACCAUUGCUGAAGCAGGUGGAGAAGAAAUCGGAGUGGCCGGAGGGUGGGAAGAGGUUCUGUGGCAUGCAGGGGCGCUUGUGGGGCCACUAGGCAGUGGACAUCUGUGACCCGAUGCAGCGAAAGCAGGUAUGGCUUGGGACCUUUGACAUUGCGGAGGAGCCUGCUUUCGUGUACGACAGUGCCACCGUUUGGCUCAAGGGGGCCAAGGCAGUGACCAACUUCCUUAUCGAGAAAGCAUUACCAACCCCCGCCGCAGUGGUGAAGGCGGUGGCCAUCGAUGGGGAGCCGAACAAGAGCAUCGGGAGCAGCGGCGAUUCCUCCGAAGACCCUCACCCCUUGCCGACGUCGGAGCUCCAGUAUGGCGGCGACGAGACACCGUUCGACCGGAUGGUCGACGGCGAUGUGGACAUCUAUGGCCUCAAUUUCGAGCUAUCGUUAUGUCUAACAGACUUCUACUGGAAGCGGCACUUUUGGGAGGUAGACUUCGGCAAGUGGGAUGCCCUCAUCAUCUUCUGUCUUUCGCCAUCACCAACUCCUAUCUUCGGUCUUCCGCCAUCUGCCAUCACCGAUGCGGCGAUGCCAGUUUUCCAUCUUCUUAUCUUCGUCCGUCGCUAUCGUCGUUCGUCGUUUCAAAUACGGCUCCUACUCCUAUCGAAUCUCCCUUCCUCAAUCCUCGAUUCCUGA
Elaeis guineensis (African oil palm) is the source of this 1132-nucleotide messenger RNA. The record is from RefSeq and is a predicted model, not a curated record. Lineage: Eukaryota; Viridiplantae; Streptophyta; Magnoliopsida; Arecales; Arecaceae.